GCGGAGGUGGGUGUGUGAUCCAGCUGAUGCUCGCAGCCGCCGCUUCCUCCAUCGCUCCAUCUCAGCCACAGGCGAUAGCAGCAGCAGCCUUUGGAGCCACACACACUCACAUACACGCAUCGCCUCCAGAACCUCCCCGCAACCUCCCCGAACCGGAUCAAGGCGGGGAAGCCAGCCGAGGAGCAGCGGUCUUUUGCCGUGGCAUUUCGGAACCGCACGCCCGCUGCCCGCGCCGCUGCUAAUAUGUGUGCGCCCGCUGGUUGGCCUUGCAUCCCAUCCCGCCAUGGCGCGCUUGGAGCGCAGUCGGUCGAGUGAGGGGGGCGCCCCACCCGGGAUGGGCAGCGUGGGUAGCGGGGUGGCUGGCGAGCAGGAGUUCGCCAUGAGGAGCGUGGGCACCCGUACCCAGAACAGCCUCCCACGGGGCCCGCCGCCAACCCGCCGCGGUCUGGAGGACCGGAGCUACAGCACCGAGCGCCCGGCCCCGCCCACCGGCUCUGAGAGCACCGCCUCUAGCGACGAGCGAACCUACACCACUGACCGAACCGAACGCACCUUCACCACCGACCGCACCUACACCACCGACCGCACCGAACGCACCUACACCACCGACCGCACCUACACCACUGAUCGUACCUACACCACUGACCGCACCUACACCGUCGACCAGCCCCCGCUGCCCAGCGAUGGCCCCGCCCCCAACAGCGAGCGCCCCAUCUCCAACAGCAACCGCCAAGUCUCCAACGGCAACCGCCAAGUCUCCAACGGCAACCGGCCGAUCGCCAACGGCAACCGCCCUGUCUCCAACGGCAACCGGCUGGUCUCCAACGCCCUGUUCCUGAACGGGGCGGGGCGGCGGGAGGUCCCGCCUCAGGGGGCCAUGGGACUGGACAUCUGCGGGAACAACGUGACGCUCAACAAUGAGAAGAACAACGGCGGGCCCCCCCCUCAGUACAGGGAGCCCCCCGGGGCCAAGCUGGACAACAACAACCCCCCCAAAAUCCUGCCCGUGUCCGGCAAGCUGGAGCAGAACAACGAUGGAUUGGUACGUCCCUCUGCCUUUAAGCCAGUGGUGCCCAAGAGCUUCCACUCCAUGCAGAACCUGGUGUGCCCCCCCCAGACGGGGGUGGGAGGGGGAGGAGGGGGUGGUGGGGGUGGGGGUGGAGGAGGAGGGGGUGGUGGAGGUGGAGGAGGAGGGGGAGGAGGAGGAAGAGGGGGUGGUGGCGGCAGGGGAGGGGUUCGGGGCGGGGGGCAGGGGGGACUUUCUGACUCGGGAAGGAACUCUCUGACCAGCCUGCCCACGUACGCCGGCUCGGGGUCGGGCUACGGACCCCCCCACCCCCUGGGCCCCCUCAGCGCCUCCACCAGCCACAUCAACAGACUGGGCACCGCCGCCCUGGACAAGCCCGGGUACCAGAACGGGCUGAGCACCUCCGACAGCGGCCGCUCCUCCUCCGGGAAAAGCUCCUCCUCCUACCAGCGGCUCAGCCACCUGAGCGACGCCCCCGGGCCCCUGCGCCCCUCCCCCUCCUCCGAUGACAUCAUCCAGGACCUGGAGGACAGGCUGUGGGAGAGAGAGCAAGAGGUGCUGCACAUGCGGCGCAACCUGGACCAGAGCGAGGCGGCCAUCGUGCAGGUGUUCGAGGAGAAGCAGCGGGUGUGGGAGCGGGAGAUGGAGGAGCUGCGGCAGAACUACGCCGCGCGGCUGCAGCAGGUGUCCCGCCGCGCCCAGCGCACGCAGCAGGCCCUGCAGGCCCAGAUCGCGCGGCUGCAGCAGGACAAGCGCCGGCUGCAGGACGAGAUCGCCGCCCUGCUGGCCCACCGCGAGGACCUGGAGAGGAAGUGCCUGGACUACAGGAAGGAGCAGGCCGACAUCCUGCCCCGGCUGGAAGAGACCAAGUGGGAGGUGUGUCAGAAGGCGGGGGAGAUCUCCCUGCUAAAGCAACAGCUGAGGGAGAGCCAGGCGGAGGUGACCCAGCGGGCGGGGGAGAUGGUGGCCCUGAGGGGCCAGCUGAAGGAGCUGAACGCCCAACUGAAGGAGAGGGAGGAGACCAUGCUGGGGCUGAAGGACUCCUACAGCAGCAAGGGCCUGGAGCUGGAGCGCUGUGAGGGGGAGCUGCAGAAAACACUGACCGAGGUGUCCCUUCUGAGGGACAAGCUGGGAGUCUUUGAGGCAGAGGUAGUGGGACUGAAGCGGGCUCUGGGAGAGCUGAGUGUGGGCAGGGCUGGAGGCGGGGCCAGGGCAGCGGGAAGGACCCGGGGGGGACUGCCCUCCCCCCACAGCCCCUCAGAGGCGGCGGCGGCGGCAGCAGUGGCCGCCCUGCCCCCGCCCCCGGCCCCGCCCCCCGGCUCAGCCCCGCCCCCGUCCCUGGCCCCGCCCCCGGGCGACGCGCUGCUCAGCCUGCAGUCAGACGAGGCCAAGGUCCAGCGGCAGGAGGCGGGCAGCCUGCGGCGGCAGCUGGAGCGUCUGCAGGGGGAGCUGCGGCUGGAGCGGCAGCAGCGGGAGCGGCAGGCGCUCACCUUCGCCCAGGAGCGCCACACCUGGCAGGGCGAGAAGGAGCGGGUGCUCAAGUACCAGGCCCAGCUGCAGGUCAACUACGUGGAGAUGCUGCAGAAGAACCAGGUCCUGGAGCAGCGCAUGGGCGAGCUCAACACCAAGCUGGCCACCUCCCCGACCUCACCGCCGCCCGCCCCCCUGCCCCUCAGUCUCCCCCUCCCGCUCUCCCUCUCCCCGCCCCCCGUCACUGAGGACAAAAAGCCCCCCGCCAUGCACCAGCUGGCCCCGCCCUGGCCCAUCCCCUCCCGCUUGGAGAGGAUCGAGUCCACGGAAAUCUAGGACCUGGGAGUGUCCUGAUUGAGCCCCUCCAGAACACAUUCAGCUCAAUACAGUCUUACAGUAACAAUAUACAUCCUUUAACACAGUCCAAGCUCAAUACGGUCUAACAGUACCAAUAUCCAUCCUUCAACACAGUCCAAGCUCAAUACAGUCUUACAGUACCAAUAUCCAUCCUUCAGCACAGUCCAAGCUCAAUGCAGUUAUCCUACAGUACCAAAAUCCAUCCUUCAACACAGUUUGAUGCAGUUUAAUAUCACAUCUGCCAGUCUGCUUGGCAGUCCUAGGACACACUGCCAAAGGAACCACCAACAGAGGGGUGAAAGUUGAGGGUUGGAGGGGGGUCUCAGGAGGAAGAGGGGGGCAGUGUGAUCAGACUGUUGGGGCAGGACUAAUGGACGUCUGGGGCGGGCAGUGCACAAGGCAGGGGAGGCUGGGAUUUUUGGGCAGGGAAUCCUGAAGUUAAGACAGAUCACACACACUUCAGCAGUGAAACUCCAACACUGAUGCUCUUACACUAACACUGAAGUUGACUCUAAUACUCCUGUCCAACUGGCUCAACAUUACCAGCUCGUACACACAGGAUACUGACAUGCAAAUAUCUCCUCCAAAGGAAGACUUCAGCACAGACACGCUGACACACACUCACACUGACACACACACACACUGACGCGUACAAUGACACCAUUCAUGCAAGAAGGUUGCUUGAUCACUGUCAGGGAGGUCUGUGGUUAUAUUUACCAGUCCCACCACAUAACUCUCGGUACAGUAUCUCUGGCCCAGAAUUCCUAUGGUGUGUCAGACUGCAGUGGAACCGGAAUUUGGAUAGUUCACAUACGCCCUGGAACUGGAAUUCAGAUUGUUCACACCUGUUCUGGAACCUGGAGUCGGAUAGUUCACACCUGCCCUGGAACCGGUAGUCAGGUUGUUCACGCCUGCCCUGGAACCUGGUCAGAUCGUUCAUACCUGUCCUAGAUCCUGGAG
Molecule: messenger RNA, 3814 nt
Organism: Anguilla anguilla (European eel)
Lineage: Eukaryota; Metazoa; Chordata; Actinopteri; Anguilliformes; Anguillidae
Product: leucine zipper putative tumor suppressor 3
Biological process (GO): regulation of dendritic spine morphogenesis
Cellular component (GO): dendritic spine
Source: RefSeq, a predicted model, not a curated record